GGGACGAGCUCACAGCAGGACACACACUGACCGGACACAGCUCACCUAACACAGAAAACAACACCAUGGAUUUUUGUUUCGCGACUUUUGCUGCUGUUUUGGUGCUCCUAGGGGCUGCAUCCUGCGCUCCGACCGGACACCCUCUGCAUGAUGCAUGCGGGGCUGUGCCGAGCAGCUCUCUGGAGCUCAAUGACAUCGCCAGAUCUGUAUCAAUAAAGGCACGAAAUGGAUCCAAAGAUGUACUAAACUUCACCACCACCCUUGGUUGGAUGGAGACAAAAGACAUGUGUGACCCCGAGACUCUCAAACAGCAACCUGCGACAUGUCUUGGCAAGAUGCUCAACGUCCUGACCAGCUACAUGUCUGCAGUGGAGAGGGUCGCUGGAUUUGAAAGCUGCUCCAAAUUUGUCAAAGAAGUGGAGCUGCCGAUACACAAACUGCACAAAGACAUGAGCUCCUGUGUGAAGUCCACAGCAGAGAUACAUCACCAGAAGGAGUCCAGCACCAAUAAAGAGGAGACAUGGCCCAAAGGUCACUGGAAGGAGAUUUAUCUGUGCCAGUACACCAUGGACAGACUCUUCUCCUUCUCCAUCCUUGCCGCUCGUGUCUUUGCUGUUGGAGAUCCGGCUCAUCACACAGACAUUGUGGCUCAGAAAUGUAGAGCGUGAAAUGUUUGCUGAUGUGCAGCUGUAAAUCGUACAAGCAUCCUCUAUGUGAUCACAUUGAUCAAAGUCUCUUGUACAGCUCUCUGUGGCUGAUGAUGCAUCGACAACAGUGUUUUCACUCUUGUUUCUCCCAUGUACACAUGGGUCUGUAUUUCCAAUGGGAUUAUUAUCUAACAUAU
This is a messenger RNA of Epinephelus moara (kelp grouper), 844 nucleotides long. RefSeq lists its product as uncharacterized. The coding region runs from base 66 to 668 and encodes 200 amino acids. The record is from RefSeq and is a predicted model, not a curated record. The transcript is spliced from 4 exons. Lineage: Eukaryota; Metazoa; Chordata; Actinopteri; Perciformes; Serranidae.